GUGUUGAAUGUAGUGGAUCACUUAUCUCUCGUCGCCAUGUCCUCACUGCUGCACAUUGCAUAGUAAAAACUGAUGAAUCCACGAAAGGUCCAAGUGAAUGCGAAAAAAGGAAGAAGAGAAAAAAGAAAUUGAAUGGAAAAAUUGAAAAUUGGAGUAUGUUCAUCGGUACACGAUGCGCUGAUCCUCGAAAAUGCAAAAGUUGGUGGCUGAAGAUAAGUAAGGCGUACUUCCAUGAGGACUUUAACCAGUGCCGUGGAACCAACGAUAUAGCAAUAUUAGAACAUGACGAAAAUAUCCCCAAUUUUAUGGCAACACCGAUCUGUUUGCCGCAAAAGAAUACUAGGGUGAAGCACAACAUAAAAGCAGCAGGAGCCGGCAUGACAGGACCAGACUACGAGAACCCGGAUUAUAGACCGAAAGGGCAACAGUUUAUAGAAGACAUCGUUGCAGUGAAGCACAGAAACAAAAGCAUUAUAGUGAAGACCCCUCUUGGAAUAGGACUCUGUGCUGAGCUUUCGCGUU
Cooperia oncophora is the source of this 522-nucleotide messenger RNA. The record is from the annotation of a GenBank genome assembly. NCBI's taxonomy places the organism in Eukaryota, Metazoa, Nematoda, Chromadorea, Rhabditida, Trichostrongylidae.